Cladocopium goreaui is the source of this 2478-nucleotide messenger RNA. The record is from the annotation of a GenBank genome assembly. Lineage: Eukaryota; Dinophyceae; Suessiales; Symbiodiniaceae.
AUGGCGAAUAUCAGCAUCAAUUACCAGGUUCUCAUCAUCAUGGCAGACUUCUUUUGUCCGCUCCAGACUGGUAUCCAGACCCCCAAGAUUGGCUUUAUUCGGGCACAGGUCAAAAAGUUGCGAGCACUCUGCCAGUGUCCUGCGGAUGCCAUCAAGCUUCACUUGGAUAGCUGGGGGUUAAAGAAACUUUGGUCCUAUGCUUUGCGUAAGGCGGGAAAGGAGAAGACUGAAUGCACUUCCAAUCCCAAACGUAGAGACCAUGGCACCCAGCUUUUCUAUGACGUCUUGUUCAAGCACUGGGGAGUGAGGCUUCGCAAAGCCAAGCCUUCCAAAGUCCUGAUGAUUGACAACCCGGCCGAUGUGAAGCAAGAGGAGCAGGACCUGCAGCGAGCACUUCGGGGAGAUGAAUGUGAUGAAGCUGACACAGAAGUUGUGGUGGUUCUGGAUGACCCAUACCUUGAUGGGAUGUUUGUGGAUGAUGAUAGCCCCGUGCAAGAUGAGGAGAAAGCCAACCCAGUCUCUGAUGACAAACCAACCUCUGAUGAGAAGCCAGCCUCUGAUGACCAACAGUUCGCCGAGGUCAACGCAGCCCCGGCCACCCAGAAUUAUGAUGAUGCGGUGGUGUGCUCCAGUGCUGAUUCUUCGCUGGUUCUGGCUCAACUCAAUCUUAGGAUUAUGCAGAUCCAGUUGAAGCGCCAGCAAAAGCGUGCUGCUGCACAGGAGAAACCUGUGCAGGUGAAUGCGGUGAGUGAGGUGGCACCCGGAGUGAAUGUUGACAACAUGGACACGCUCCCCUACUCAAUCAUGGACCACAAUGCCGACUUGUCCCCCAUGCCCAUGUCCCAGGGUGUGACUCCUUCACCUUUGGGGCCCGUUGAAGUCGAAGAGACCCCGCCCAAAGUUGAGUCAUUGAAGCGGGUUUUGGUGCAGCAGUUUGAUUCGAUGUCCAAGGGUGAUUCCAAACCUGAAAUCCAAGCAUCCCUGCCUGAUGCUACUGGGGCUACUGGGGUUGGAAGGGAAACCCUACCUGAUGGUGAGACCCUGCCUGAUGAUCCUGCGGUGAAAGGUGAUGCUCCGGUGGGACAUGAGACCCUUGGUGAUGCCCCAGUACAAGGUGAGACCCUACCUGAUGACUGUCCAAGCCUUUCUGAGAUUGCUGCAGCUUUUGGAGAAGCUUUGCUUCAACCACAGCUUGACGAGCCACCUGUGACUUUGGAUCACAGUGAUUGCCUUGCCCCUGCCGAAUCCAGUCAGGUGUUGGAAGCUGGUGCUCCUACUCCCAUGGGCUCUCCAGAGCAACCGCCUGCGAAGUGCAGCAGCAGCAGCAGCAGUGAGGCUGAGGAAGACUUGGGGGGAGGGGUUGAAGAAGUUCCCUCACCUACCUUAGAAGAGGAGCUGGAUGCUGAGCUUGAGGGCGCGGCACCUGUGGUCAAAAGGGUUGAGCAAUACAAGCAAAAGACAGAGAACCAUCCACCUGCCAAAAGGAGAAGGCCUAAGGCCAAGAAGGCUGAAGAACCCAAGGAACCCAAGAAAAGAAAGGCUUCAGAGAGCAGGCCCAAGAGCAAGGCGAAAGCCAAGGCAAAAGCUACUAGUAAGGCAAAAGCUAAGGCGAAAGCAGUUGCAGAGCAGCAGGCACCGGCAGCAGCUUUGCCUCCACAGCCAGCAGCACCUUUGGAUCCGCCGCUGCCAGCACCUUUGGAUCCACCAGCAGUUCCCCUGCCCAAAGCCAAAGGGAGGUCAAAGGGCAAGCAUUACAUGACCAUUGACGACAUCAUUCCCCCGACACCAGCACCACCAAGACUGGCGCCAUGUGUUGACAAGACCAAUCCAAAGGACACACGUGCAGAAGAGGGUGAGAUUGUUGGCAAGGGUGGGAAGCCCAAGGCUCCCAAGAAGAGGGGUUCUGAGCCAAAGGCAUCAUCCAGUGGGGUGAAGAAGAAGCGGGGGAAAGGAAAAAAUGAGACACCUGAGCCUGUCCUUCCUGCUGAGCCUGCUCUUCCUGCUGAGCCUGCUGACUAUGCUGUUGAGCCCGUUGCCGAAGGCCCUGCCCCUCAGCCGAAAGAGAAGAGUUUUGCUCGCAGGCCUCGUCCGAAGACUGAGCCUGCUGUCACCAAGUGGGUUCAGAUCCGAGAUGUCUUCAAUGAGCGUGUCUGUGGGGAGAUCAUGGAGAGGGGCGUGCGCUUUCCCGGCACUUGGGAGGAGCCUUGGUUGAAGGCAUGCACAAAGAAGUUUGCCGAACACUAUGUCCCUGAUGAUCUUUCUGAGUACCGUCAGAUCGUGAUCGAUUGCAUUCCAGCUUUCGUGGAUCAUGUGACACUGACCCUGAUGCAGUGAGCCAUAUACCAGUUCCAUUUUCUUUCCAACCGUGUGCAUUCACACUGGCUGAUUUGGGGUUUCUUUGUGCAUGUGUGAUCACAUGCAACGCCAAGACUUGAGUUGAUUGGAGCUUGGUACCAUAGCGCAGAGGGUGACAAAAAA